Messenger RNA from Leptinotarsa decemlineata (Colorado potato beetle), 4961 nucleotides. It is a transcript of the gene l(3)80Fg, whose product is annotated as dnaJ homolog subfamily C member 16 l(3)80Fg. The record is from RefSeq and is a predicted model, not a curated record. Lineage: Eukaryota; Metazoa; Arthropoda; Insecta; Coleoptera; Chrysomelidae.
AUUCGACAAGUGACAAGUGACAAGUGAUCGAACUGACACAUUUUUAUCUAUUAAUCAAUAGUUCUUGGAAUUUUGUUAUAUUUCUUAAAUUGUUAAUUAGGUACAUUUAGGUAGAAAUAAAUAAUUGUGUAUGUGUGUAGGGUGAAAAAUGAGAUGGGAGUCCCAACUUUGGUUUUGUCAAGGUUGCCUUAUAUUCUAUUUGUUGUGGGGUGUUUUGGCAGAAUUAGGUAACCCCUACCAAAUACUUGGGGUUCAUAGAAGGGCUUCUCAAAAAGAAAUCAGAAAGGCAUACAAACAAUUGGUCAAAGAAUGGCAUCCCGAUAAAUCUAAUGACCCUGCUGCUGAAGAGCGGUUUGUAGAAAUCAAAUUAGCAUACGAACUACUUUCGGAUCCUGACCGAAGAAAGCGGUAUGAUGAUAAGGGCAUUACUGAAGAUGAUUUUUAUAGAAGGCCGGAUCACCCUUCUUUCCAAACAAGCCAUCCCUUUGAAGAUCUUUUUUCACAGCACGGAGCCUAUUUCAAUUUUCAAGAAAAUGACAUUACAUUUUUCCAUAAGUUAUCCAUAACAACAAGACAAUAUGACAAAAUUGUUGUUCCAAAGAGUCAGAAAAUUCCGCAUCUCGUGUUUUUUUACACCGAUUGGUGUUUUCAGUGCGUACAGACUGCUCCGUACUGCCGUAAAUUAGUUGAUAAUCUGGAACCUUUAGGAAUAAACUUUGUGACGGUUCAUUCAGGCAGAGAACCAAAAUUAGGUAGAAGACUUAGCAUUCAUACAUUACCUUGUUUGGUCCUUCUAUUAGACGGUGAUGUAUUCGUUUAUAAGGAGACUAUAACUAGUAUUCAAAAAAUAAUUGAGUUCAUAAGGAAUAAAAUGCCGUAUAAAAUGCUUCCAAAAGUCAACAAAGAUGAUGUUGACAGUUUUCUUAAUGGCUGGGGGGAUAACAGAGUGAGAGGGUUGAUAUUUGAACCGAGGAGUACCAUGAGAUUGAGAUAUUUGGUCACUGCCUACCAUUUUCGGCAAAGACUAGCUUUUGGUUUUGUAGACUCUCAAGAAAUUCGAGAUAGGUUUCAAGUACCACAAGACAUGGACACAGUUCUGCUGUUUAACGAAAAUACAUCCUACCCAAUGGCUAGUGUUUCGAUGAAAGAAAUCCCAACAUCAACAUUGAACCAUAUCAUCUCAUCCAAUCAAUAUUUGGCACUUCCAAGACUUUCAUCUCAGGCCGUUUUAGAAGCCUUAUGUCCCAGUGAAUGGAAUAGACCUAGAAAGAAGCUUUGCGUGGUCUUAGUGACCUCUUCGUCUCGAAGUCAUGAUGUCUACAGACAAUCUUUUAGAUCUUAUGCAAAGCAAGCGCCAUUCAAUUCUGAAAAAGUUCGGUUCUCUUAUAUAUAUCAAGACGCACAGUCGGAGUUUGUAAAUUCACUAGUUCCAGAAGGAGAAAUAAUACAACCUUUAUUGAGAAUUGUUAUUCUAUGGAGGAAAGACACCUCUCAUGUGAAAUAUGAGUGGAUCCCUGGAAGGUGGGAGAUGGAAACAAAUUUAAGCGACACUACUUUAUCUUUGGAGAAAACAUUAAUUCGUUUGUUGAGAUCUAACGAGGUGCUUACAAAUGAAGCAUUUGUUAAGGAUUUAUUUGAUGAACAUGCGAAGGGCAUGAUUGAGAAAUUGUUUGUACGUUUUGUGCAAUUCAUGGAGACAACCUACGAGGGCCUGGGUAAGGAGCAGAUCCUUGCUGUCGUCUCCAUUUUGGGAACAAUACUUUUCAUACUAGCAAUAGGAUAUUUCAUGGCGUACUUAGUUCGUAUAGAGGAAGAAAAUAUUCAAAGACAGAAAGCCAAAACGGGCAACAACAAUAACGAAAGCACGAACUCGAACUACCAGCCUGAGUUGCGUUUGCAUGAGUUGCGAUCUGAGACCUACAAUGCCUUAGUGCGAUUACUGAAGCCUGGAUGUCGCACCAUUAUUCUUGUUUUGGACAUGCAGUCUAGGGAGCAGUUGAUGCCACCUUUUCAUAGAGCUGUAUGGCCGUAUAGAAAAAAUAAGACAUUGAUGUUUUCCUACAUGUACAUUGAAAGGGGCCUUAAAUGGUACAAGGAGCUAUUGCAGCUGUCUUUACCAGAAGAAACGGAAUUGAAUAUCAACCCUCGAAAUUGUGUGGGUACAGUGUUGUCUCUGAACGGACACAGGAAAUAUUUUUGUGUGUUCCACGCCAAACACACAGAGAGAAAAAAGAAAAAGGGAGCAAAAGUUGUGAGUAGUGUACCUAAAGAAAUAGACUGCGAAGGAGGAGCCUUUAUCGGAUUUCAAAAUUCUGAUACUUCCGACUCAGAAGAUGAGGUUAUACUCCAAGGAAGUUUACUGGACGGAUUUUCCAAUUGGUUGGACCGUCUUUUUGAAGGUUCUACACAGCGUUUCCACAUCAAUUAUUGGCCGGAGUUUCCUAUUAAAUAAAAAAGCUGUCGGUAAAGCUUUUGGUUUUCGUUAACAAACCAUUUUAUUGGUUGCGAUAUAAAAUUGAGUUUCAUUUAAUGUUUGAAACAGGCAAAAAAACCAAGCCUUCCAGUAUUUUUCAGUGCUCUUUGCAUUUGCCAAAGAUUGGUUGAUAGGAAAUUUUGGUUUCCGAUUGUUUCUGUUCAAGUCCCUGUUGUAUGGAAAUAUUGUUUACAAUGCCUUUGUGAGGGGUGUUAUUGUCCAAAAUAGUUGGACUUUUUGUUAUGAAACUUUAGAUUUAGUGCUGAACUGAUUAUUAAUUGCUGCUCAAUUUUGGUUUGUUAUCAAUUUAAAUUACAAAUUCUAGUUUUUGCUGUGAAGGUGAAAGAAGUGACAUAUAGAUAAAAGUUAUCAUUGUUAUUAGUACAGCUGCUUUGUAUUUUCAGAAAGUCCUUCACAUUCUAAAUAUUUUAUAAUAUGCUGUGUAAGCAUAUGUGUAAGCUGUGUAAGCAAUGCUGAAAGUUUGAAACUCAUCUAUAAACAUUUGAACAUAUUUGAAAAAAAAAAAUAAUCCAAUGUUCAUAUUAAAUACCAGAACUAACAUAUUCAAACGAUUCGGUUAAAAAAAGGAUUAAAUCAUAAAAAAUAAACAAUGAGUAUUGAAUUUGAUACGUUAACCAUCCAAAUGAAACGGUUGUAUUUUGCCAGUCAGGUCCCUACAUUUCACUAGAUGGCUACUUUGUAAUUGUCUAAUUUCAAUGUCACAAAAAUUUUAUUUUACUUAUUUCUCUCCCUUCUCCAAAAACGCUUUGAAUUUGAGACUCAACAGUAGGCUCUCGAGACCUGUGGCGCGAGUGAACCAUAUGGGUCAGAAGGUUACUCUCAUAUUCUACAUAUUGCGGCUUGAUCCGCUUCUGGUGUUAUUAGUAGUUCGACGUGUCGGCUUCGACUUUGAAGCCAUUUUCAAUAAGCUACCCCCCCUACACUUCCUACUCCCUAGUUUUGUUGACCGUCCAUCAAGUCACAAAACUCCUAAAUUGUGUUACUACCUGAGGAGUAUGCAGAUUGAGACCUCCAUGUAGUCAUAGUUUCUUGAAAAUGGCGAAGCCGGAUCGUCGAACAGCCAAAAAUUCUGAGGCGGUUCAACUCGGACUUCAGAUUGAUUGCUGACCACGGAAACCUUUCGAAAUACACACACACACAAUCUAUAAGCUACAAUGAAAUAUAUGCACUGAGUGCCUAAACCCAUAUUGAGCGAUGAGAGCCAUAUGCAAGGUCACAGGGCUUUAUGGCAAACUAGUUACGUGGACCACAUGUCAGUUCACAUGACAAUCAACAUGUGAAAAAUAUGAGAAUGCUAACUUCUGAAGAAAACAAAUUAUUGUGACCUGACAUGGAUAUGAAUUAAUAAACGAGAUAAACAAUAAACGGAGUGUUAAUAAAUUUUGUAAGUUGAACGAAAUAAUGAUGAAAAAAUAAAUAAUAAGCUAUUACUACAAGCUACUUCAUGACAUUUCGGUUGUUACUAUCUGCAAUCAUCUUCAGGCGAUAACUAGUGUAUUUCUGAAUGAUUUUUUUCAAUGUUAAUGACAAGAUCUUGAAAAUAAUCACAACUCCUCAUUGGUGUUUGUAGGAAUGAUUUUCUUGAAAAAUGAGUGCCAUAAUUGAAAUGAUGAGGCUUGUUCCUUUUUGUGUUCAGUAACAAUACCUUGAAAGAAUAAGUUUUGUGGACUUUUGUAGAUUUAGUGUAGUAAAGGGCGAUCUGAAAAAGUUUCAGUCACGUCAUCAUCAGAUCUACGGUUGAAGAGUUUUGAAAAUAAAUAUAAUUUGGAAGUGUUCUGUUCUUGAGCGGUUUCUGGGACGAAUCAAGAACAUAUGCUAUGACCCUUUUGCCAGCAGCGACAGAGCUCUUCUACAAGUUUUUCACAGCUUAGCAAUUCAAGUGAGAUGAGCGUUCUUCCUUCAGGAUAACCAUAAAUCUUUUUAUACAUCAUCUUAUAAAUAUGGCUGAUGAAUAUUCAACGAUAAUUUCAUUUUAUUCUAGUCAAAUACUAUUUAUAUAAUCUUAUAAACUAAUAGAGAAUAGACUUUGUAUGAAUAGUUUCACUUUCAUAUUGGAAAGUUUUCAAGUGGAUUGUUAGCUAGACGAGGUAUCAAAAACUACACUUAAUAGGGGUAGAAGCAAUUUUAAAUGAACAACAUCUUUUAGUAAUCAUUAUUUUGUGUGCUUAACUUAUUGAAUAUAUAGUGUUAUAAAUUCAGAUCUAGUCAGCAUUUGUAUUGAAUUCCUGAGUGUUUUGAGUGGUGACUUGUUCUGGUACAAUUAUUGUGUACAAAAAUUUGUUUUAAUUCUUGUAAAUAUAUUCAGUGUUUGUGUCACAUGUUUAGUACAAAAUGAUCUGAUUUGGUUAAUAAUCUUGUGAUUUUGUUUUUAUUAUUUUUUGUAAUAGAAAUCGAGUUAGGUAGGACUCUUUUUAGUUCGGCUCCAGUGCCAUUUUGCUAAACGAUUCGUAAUAUAUAAUUCUUUUGA